Sphaeramia orbicularis (orbiculate cardinalfish) is the source of this 4658-nucleotide messenger RNA. RefSeq names its product SON DNA and RNA binding protein a (gene sona). Lineage: Eukaryota; Metazoa; Chordata; Actinopteri; Kurtiformes; Apogonidae. The record is from RefSeq and is a predicted model, not a curated record. Gene Ontology annotation, molecular function: RNA binding. Gene Ontology annotation, biological process: regulation of cell cycle; regulation of mRNA splicing, via spliceosome.
GCAUGGCAUGUUGGGAUACCUUUUCUGAAUCAUGGCGGAUCAGUUGGUAGAAGGCUAACGUCUACGGUUAGCAUAUUUAACGACUGUUUUGUUGACCACAUUUUAGGACUGCGGCCAUCUGGUGUUUUCUAUUCAAACGCUGUUACUACUGGACAUAAUCUGGUGUUCUGGGUAGUCAGUAGGAAGGGGACUGUCUAAAAAAUCAGAGGCGCUGUCACAAUGGAAUGUGCAGUGGACAUUCCCUCAGGUGAGGAUGAGGCUCCUGAGAAAGAUGACAUGAAUGCCAAGGAAGCGAAUGAACCUCCACAUAAGAAAAACAAAAAACACAGAAAGCACAAGAGUAAGAAGAAGAAGAGAAGGAAGAAGGGUGAAAAGGAGAGCAGCUCAGAAUCCGGUGCAGAGUCAGAUGUAGAGCCACCACCUCCACCAAGACCUGUUAGGACAACAAGAGCCAGUGCCAGACUGGCAGCAGCUGCUGGAGCCGCAGAACAUGUUGGAUCCAAGGAGGAGAGUAAAAAGGAUGUAAUUACAGAUCGCCAAGAUGAAGGAGAUACAAAAUCCAAAAAACACAAAAGGCAUGCUGCCAAGAAGAAGAAGAAGAAAAAGAAGAAAGAUGAAAAGCAGGAAAAGAAAUCACCAUCUCGCUCCCCAUCAGAAAGUAGCUCAGCUUCAGGUUCUGAAUCUGAAGGGGAGGGAGGCAAGGACACUGGUGACAGUAGAUACUCUCCAGCUGCAGCAUGUGAUCUGCAAGAACCAGUAACCAAACUGAGUGCAAAAAGCAAACGAGGGGUGGAGAAAGGGGCUCCCAUCAUCACACAGAAACCUGAAUUGCUGGGAAUAACAACAAAAGAGGAGAUAUCAGAUGUGGAUGUGUCCUCAUUUCGAGGCAAGGACAGUAAUACCAAUGGAUCUGAAAAUGAUAUACGGUUCCCCUCUGAAGGCCAGGAUGAGAUAAAACCAAUCGAAGCAGCUAAUAUUAAGUCAGAAGGUGGUCAUGUUGAUGGUGCAUUCCUGCAUACCCAGGAACUUCCUGACAUAAUUCCUAAACAAGAAGGUGCCAACCCAAGAGAUGACUCAAGCUUGAAAGAUCAGGUCAAUUCAGUUCAGAGUGUGAAGGUUGAGGUCAGGUCAAGGUCUCCCUCCCCAUCUAGUAGCCUGGAUACUAAGAAGUCUGGAUUGAGUCACAGUAUGUCACCAACAGCUGUUCCAAGUAAACAGCAGCCUGUUGAUGAAAAUAAGUUGGUGAAGGAGAUCCAGGUCAACCUCCAAGGGGAAAGGAUCUGCAGCUCCUGUAAAGAGUCGGCAGCUAUCUCGCUCUCUGUCCCGCUCACAGUCCCCCAAAUCCAAAGGAAGCCAUCCCCAUCCCCCAAACCUCAAAAGAGGCCUAUUUGUCACUCCCGAUCUACCUCUCGCUCCCCUACCCCCAAGAGGAAAGUGUCAAAGUCUCCCAAGAAGUCAAAGUCUCCUAAACGCAGAAGAAGUUCCCUGUCGGUAUCCCCAAAACGACGUAGAGGUUCACCCUCUCCUAAAAGGAAGCUGUCACGAUCUCCUAAGCGCAGUGGACGCAGGUCCCCUUCUCUGUCUCGGUCUCCAAGGAGAAGCCGCAGAUCUGACUCAAAGUCUCGUGGUGGCACAAGGCGAUCCAGGACCCGUUCACCCAGACGUGGUGGUGCAGCAGGCCGGCGUUCACGGUCACGUUCUGUCAAUCGAGUUCGCCGGUCCCGCUCAAGGUCCAGACGCCCUCUUCGUCGUUCUCGGUCACGGUCACCAGCAAGGCGUGCUGGUGGCAGGCGCUCCAGAUCUCGAUCCUUGUCUCGACAUCGGAGGUCACCACAUCCUAGAUCCCGACGCUCCAGGUCUAUUCGUAGGAGCAGGCGGACUCGAUCACGUUCCGUUGUUAUCUUAAAGCGUACCCGUCGCUCCAGGUCCAGGAGCCCCCGCAAACGGACCAAGUCCAGAUCCCCUCCCACCCGCCGACGAUCUAAAUCCAGGUCACCUGUGAGAAGACGGUCUCGAUCCCCUGGCAGGAGAAACCGCACUCCACCAAGGUCCAGUAAACGCUCCAAAUCUCGCUCAGUGUCUCGAAGGCACCGAUCGAAGUCUCACUCGCCUGUGCCUGGUAAGAGAAGGUCUAAAUCUCCCAGGAAGAGUGGAAGACGGUCAAAGUCCAAGUCUGUCUCUGUUGGCUUGAACAGAUCUCAGUCCAGAUCCAGGUCUGAGUCAAGUGAUGCAAAAUCUAACAGCACCUCUCCAGCCAGAUCCACAUCUUCCUCACCUGUUAAAGGGAAAAAACAUUCCUCUCCUCAGGCAGAACAGACAGAUGGUGCAAAGACAACUGGACAAAGUGGAGCAGUUUCAGCUCCAGCAGGUGUGUGGAAGUCUUUGCCCCCUGCCGCUGCACCUUCCCCUGAAGCUAAAACUGUUUUAGAUAAGCUGCUGGAGCAGUCUCAGACUCUAGACCCAAACCAUGACAAACAACAGAGUGAGCAUGGCAGUUCCUCUAAUGAAAGAGAUGGUUCCAGAUCCCGUUCUGGCUCCAGACCACCUGAGGCUGGCCCAAAUGGGUCAGAUGGUUCCGAAGGUUCAGAUGAAGAAGAGGAUUCUUCUACUCUUGUCAAAAUUGAAUCGAAACAACAGAGAAGCUCCUCCAGAUCACCAUCUCCAGGAACGAAAAAGCAGCCCUCCAAGUCACGGUCACCUACAGAUGGCAGGAAACUUUCACGAUCCACUUCAUCACCUCGACGAUCUACAUCUAAGUCUGCAUCCCGAAGGAAGCAGUCGAGGUCCAAGUCCCCAGUGAAGAAGAAUAAAUCUGUGUCACCAUCUGAAAGAAAGAAGCGGAGGUCUAAAUCACGGAGUCCUGCUCGGCGGAGGAGAUCUAGUCGCUCACACUCUCCCACACGACGUAAGCGUUCCCACUCUAAAUCUCGAACUCGGAUCCGCAGAUCCAAGUCCCGCUCACCAACUCGCAAGAGGCGAUCCCGCAGCCGUUCACCCACUGCUCGGGGAAGGCGGAGGUCCAAGUCUCCAGAUAGAAGCAAACGAUCGAAGAGCCGCUCCACUGGACGGAGAAAAAGAUCCAGAUCAGGAGACAGGGGUCGGAGGUCUAGGUCUCGUUCCUCUGAUCGUAGACGUAGGUCUAGAUCAAGGGGCAGAGGGAGGCGCCCAGUGUUUCGCAGCCGUUCUUUUGAUAGACGAGACAGGUGGAAGAGGGAACCUAGUCACUCUCCAGUUCUCAUUCUUCGCAAACAGCGCCGCUCAGGGUCCCGAACACGACGUAGCACCAGCAAGACUCCUCCACGGCUCACUGAGCUAGACAAGGACCAGUUGCUGGAAAUAGCCAAAGCUAAUGCUGCCGCUAUGUGUGCAAAGGCCGGGGUACCCAUUCCUGAGAGUCUUCGGCCAAAAGCCAUCCUUCAGCUCCCACUACCCACUCCAUCUCCUACCCCCCUGUCCCUUCCUCUACCUUUACCCCUCCCUAUGGGCAUGGGGAUGCCCAACAUGCCGAAUAUGCCCAACAUGGGUCCAAUGGGCUUACCCACUAUUCCAGGAAUGCCUAGUAUGUCAAACAUCACCAUGAGUGCCGCCAUGGCAAGUAUGACAGCAGCUACUAUGACGGCUGCACUGACCAAUAUGGGUGCCCUUGCGGCCAUGCCUCCCCUGGCCCCACUUCCAACUAUCACCAACAAACCUCCUCCAUGUCUGGCCCCCCCAACCCCAUCCCUUAACCUGGACCACAUCGAGGAAGCAAAGAGAAAGGUCACACAGCAGGCUAACAUCCACACCAUCAAGGAGCUCACUGAGAAGUGUAAGAUGAUUGCAAAUAGCAAGGAGGAGAUGGCCAUUGCAAAACCCCACGUCUCAGAUGAUGAAAGCUAAACCCACCCGGCCGUCUUGUCACUACCCUCACAGGACCGAAGGAAAUGCCCAAAAUGCUUUACAGGAGGACCUACCAUCCCAUCUUUGGCAGCCAGAUGACCUGACUGAGCUUCUGAAAUUAUGAAGAAGAGCAUCCUAAUUGUCAGAGGGACACUGGCACUAGCCACUGCCCCACUCAGCUCCACAGUUUGCUUAUAUUUCAUUGAGAAAGCAAGAGACAGAUUGUCACCUGUGAUACCACUGAGAAAAUUGGACACACUGACUUGUGUGCACAGUAGUAUGCCUGUGUAGUGUGUGCAAUGUGAGCGUGUGUGUAUGUGUGUACAUAGUGACUUUCACCACCGACCCCUCAGUGUCGCUGCUCACUCAAGCAGUCACUGUUGUAAAGACUGAAGAGGAAACAAACCAAACUAACUAGUGGCGCAAGUGUUUUUGUAAAGAUUAGUUUCUCUAAAUUUGUUUUACCUAUAUGCUUUCUUAAAGGUUUGUGUUAAACAGAGACUGCUUCCCUGUUCUGCUGUAUCCUCUUCGUUAAUUGUAGUUCCUGGUUUUAUAACCAUAUAAUGCAGAAGUUUUGGUAGAUCCUCACAUUGUGGUUUCUUUUCACAAGCCAGGCUCUCCAAGGUCACAACAAAGAGUGACAACAAAACUGAGUGGGUGUCAGAUGUGAUCAUUUUGAUGAGGAAAUAAUUGAAUAUAUUGGAGGAUGGUUGGAAGUUGAAAUCUCGUUCACAAAGCUCCAUACUGCCCUGGGUUUUUUUUUUUUUUCUUUCUUUCUU